Messenger RNA from Parascedosporium putredinis, 2091 nucleotides. The record is from the annotation of a GenBank genome assembly. Lineage: Eukaryota; Fungi; Ascomycota; Sordariomycetes; Microascales; Microascaceae.
AUGAGCUCCCCAUAUUCGCGACAAAGAUUCGACCCCCGCCACGACUCGACCCGCCCUUCAUCCGCUUCCUCCCACGCCUACACACUCCUUCUCGAGCGCUUCUCCCCUCCGAUCCUCGUCGCCGCCCUCGUUCUCCUCCUCACCAUCCUCUUCAAUCUCCUUCGUUCAGGUGCCCUCGCCUACCAGCUGCAGGCUCUGGCCGUCUUCUUUUGGGAUUGCCUCGUCACCGUAACCCCCGCCUCCGUCAUCGCCUUUGUCGAUUCCUGGGUCAACCCGCCAAUGUUCCCUGGUCUUGCCCCUUCCCCGGGCCCCAAGACACACGCCGAAAAAAGCGAAAAGAUGGCGUCGCUUCUGGGCGUCAACAGGGCCGCCGGCGCCUUGAGAACAUCUCCCCCUUAUCUCGCCAAUGCCCUUCGAUCGGGCACCGCGAAGCGAAAGGAAAUCGAGGCCGCCAAGACUUUACAGGACCUCAUCGCUGACCUGAAUGACGCUGAAAACAAUGGCCGAACCUUGUGGACUCCCAGAGUCCUCAAGAACAUGAGCUCCUUUGUACAGCAGGAUGCGCAAGAAUACUACUCAAAGCUUCUCGAUGAGAUCGACAGCGAAAUCGCAAAGUCCGUCAAGGCGGCCGCAGACACAGGAGGACCCACUCAGCAACAGGGCUUUGGCCCUUCGCCUCCAGCCACCGACAACACCUCUAGAGAUGACAACACGAGCCAGCACAGCGACGACAGUGGCUACGGCAGCGCGCCCUGUUCUGUCUCCUCCAAGAUCUCGGCCGCCUCCAGGGUUCCUAGGAAUCCCCUUGAGGGUCUGCUUGCCCAACGUGUGGCCUGUGUGCAAUGCGGCUACUCUGAGGGCCUGUCGCUCAUCCCGUUCAACUGCCUAACCCUCAACCUAGGGGUCAACACGCCCGGCCACGAUCUGUACGAGAGGCUAGAUGCCUACACCGACCUUGAGUCUAUCGAAGGCGUCGAGUGCCCCAGAUGCACCUUGCUCAAGCUACAGCGUCUCCUGGGUACACUAGCCGAUCGCUUCCGCCAAACUCCGCACUCGGAAGAGCACCUAGCCCGCGUCGAGGCCCGACUAGAGGCUGUCAACCUCGCUCUGGAGGAGGAGGAUUUCACCGAUGAAACUGUUAAAGAGAAGUGCAAGGUCACCCCCGAAAGCAGAGUCAACGUUGUCAAGACCAAACAGGCAAAUUCGGCCGCGGUCCGCUUCCCUACCGCGUUGGACCUAGGGCCUUGGUGCCUCGGUAGCACCACGGGCCGGGGUAGGAGCGCUUUUGAGAAGCCAGGCGCCGAUAUCGACGCGGCCUCGCUGGGUGGCGAGGAAAAGUGGAUUCUCGACCCGCGCGUGUCCAUGGUGGCGGGCGAGAACAGGAAGUCUGCGAUUUCCGGUCCGAUAUAUGAGCUACGGGCUGUGGUCACCCACUAUGGCCACCAUAAUAACGGCCACUAUAUCUGCUACAGGAAGCACACCGCCCCCGCCCCCGCCCAACCCAGCGAGCCGAAACAAGGGCAAUAUGCUGCGUCGAAGCUCGAGGAGGAGGAAGAGUCUGGCUCGAGCCCGCUUGCAGACGAAAAGGCGUCUCAAACCUCGGCGAGUGAGCAGGUGGAUGAUAGGACGUGGUGGCGCCUCAGCGAUGAGUCGGUGUAUAAAGUGGAUGAGGAGAUGGUGACUUCUCAGGGCGGCGUCUUCAUGCUAUUUUACGAUUGCGUCGAUCCGGCCCUCGUACGGACGGAUGGCGAGCUUCCAGAGACGCCCAUUGUUGCGCGAGGUGACGGGAAAAUGGAAAUAAUCGAGGGCUAUGGGGCAGGAGAGGACGAAGGGGAGGAUGAGACCCUCGUGGGUUCCCAGAGGUCGAGCAAUUUCGCAUCGAGGGCAGGGUCCGUGGACCCGGGCGAAUCGAUCAGAGAGGUGUCUCCGGCAUCUACGUUAGUCGGGAGGGGCGAGAGCGCCGAGCCUGUCAAGUGGGGUGAAGAAGGUUGGGCAGCUGGCAGAGGCUUCGUCAAAGAAGGAACAAUAGAAGACGCACCUGCGUCCGCGGCGCCAGCAUCCGAUGCUCUUCCCGAGAGGAGUUCACUUUAG